GCUGUCCUCGCUCACAGGCAAUGAUGCGUGUCGCUCUCACGCUUGCAGCUCUCGGCGCGUCGGUGCGCGCGCAGAGUACGGAGGCGCCGACACUGACGGUCUCGACGGUGGUUGCGAGUCCGAGCGCAGCGACGAGUGCGCCGAUCGCGUCGCAGUCGGUGGCGCCGCCUGUCCCGCAGGCUUGGUGCCCGUCCGAGAUAUUCUGCGCCGGGGAGCUACUGCAAGCUGUGAACCUCGGCAACCUGUACACCGACCCGAAGACAUUCGUGGACAAGCCCACGCGCAAACCCUCGCAAGAGGUGCUCAGCGACUUCCGCAACGUAACGAACAACGCCACGAGCGACGACCUUGAUGACGUGACAGUGGGCAGCAUACUUGAUUUCGUGGAAGAGGACUUUGGUGGGGAGGGUCUGGAGCUUCAGGCGCUUGCGCUGGACGAUUUUAACCCCGAGCCUGCUUUUCUGGGUGGGGUGAAGGAUCCUGUGGUGCAGGCGUUUGCGAAGACGGUGCAUGGGUACUGGACGCAGCUCAUUAGGGGCACAAACUCGUCGACGCUAUGCGAUGGGGUCGAGUGCGAGAGCAGUCUGAUCCCGCUAAACCAUACCUUUGUGGUACCUGGUGGCCGGUUCCGGGAGCAAUACUACUGGGACAGCUUCUGGAUCGUGGAGGGCUUGCUCGAGUCUGAACUAUACGACAUCGUCAACGCCACACUGCACAACUUCAUGGACGAGCUUGAGCACAUCGGGUUCAUCCCGAACGGCGGGCGCAUCUACUACCUAAACCGGUCGCAGCCACCGCUGUUCGUGCAGAUGCUCGCGCGGUACGUGGAGGCGACCAACGAGACCUCGAUCCUCGACCGGGCGCUGCCGCUGGCAGAGAAAGAGCUCGCCUGGUUCGCGACGAACCGAACAAUCGACGUGACGAGCCCGACGACCAACAAGACCUACUCCAUGGCACGCUACGCCGUCAACAACACCGCGCCGCGCCCCGAGUCGUACUUGACGGACUACCGCACGGCGAAUCCGGACGACAACUCGACGGCGCUGACCGAGGAAGAGCGCGGCGAUCUGUAUGCGGAGCUGGCGUCUGGGGCUGAGUCAGGCUGGGACUAUACGACGCGAUGGAUUGGUGGUUCUAACGACUUGAAGAAGCUGAACGUCAGGAAUACGCUUCCGGUCGACCUGAAUAGCAUUCUGUACCACAACCAUGUUCUCCUCGCACGCCUGUGCAACCAGGUAUCGAAUGACACGGCUGCCGACUCGCAUCGCCAGCAAGCCGCGACGAUCCGCGAAGGUGUCCUCGACCUAUUCUGGAACUCGACCAAGCUCGCCUUCUACGACUUCAACCUCAAGACGAACCAACAAUCGGAAAUCUUCACCAUCGCCACCUUCUACCCCCUCUGGUCCGGCAUCAUACCCGACGAACUCUUGAGCUCCCCCGACGCCGCCUUCGGCUACUUCUCCUCCAUCAACCUCGUCAUGUCCCGCUACAACGGCACCUACCCGACCACCUUCCUCAACACCGGCCUCCAGUGGGACGCGCCCAACGCGUGGCCGCCGCACGUCUACAUCGCCAUGCAGGCGCUGCGCGCGCUGCCGGAUAAUGUCACGGGCUCCGCGCUGCCUACGCCACAGACCAACCAGUCGACGUACGCGCUGAUCCCUGAGGGCCAGCUGGGCCUGGAGGAGAACGCGCUGCCGGGGCAACCGCUGUACAAGGGCGUGAACGCGAGCUCGACGGGCGCGGAGGCGGAUGUGAACGUGCGGGACGGGACGGUGGUGAAUGGUGGGAAUGCGACGGACGGCGAGGGCUGGGGGAAGGCGUUGCAGCGCGAGAUGGCGAAUCGGUAUAUAGCGGCGGCGUUGUGUAGCUGGCAUGCGACUGGCGGCUCUCUCGGUGGCCUGCUGGCGAGGCUCUCGGAUGAGGAACUCAAUAUUACGAACAGUAUCAACAACACCGGGAAUAUGUUCGAGAAGUUCUCGAACCUCGACAUCGACUCAGCUGGCAGCGGUGGCGAGUAUACCGUGCAGGCCGGCUUCGGAUGGACGAAUGGUGUCGUUCUGUGGACAGCCAGCCGUUACGGCGACGUGCUUGCGGCGCCGCAAUGCCCGAACGUUACUGAGUCCGCGGCUGCCUCGACGGGAGGCGGGUCAGGUCCGGGCGAUACAGACGGCGGCAACUCGUCUGACACUUCGCAAGGCGGCGAAGGCUCGGACAACAACUCUGCGGCUUCGCUGCGCGCUGGUUGGCUGGCAGUUGGGAUGGCGGUUCUGGCGAUGACGCUGUCCUUCUAGGUACGAGAAGUGAAUUACUGCAAUGUACAUGACCUGCUUUGACACUUGAUAUCGACGAGUAUAUGCGCGGUA
This is a messenger RNA of Schizophyllum commune H4-8, 2366 nucleotides long. RefSeq names its product glycoside hydrolase family 37 protein. Gene Ontology annotation, molecular function: alpha,alpha-trehalase activity. The record is from RefSeq and is a predicted model, not a curated record. Lineage: Eukaryota; Fungi; Basidiomycota; Agaricomycetes; Agaricales; Schizophyllaceae. Bases 21 to 2294 code for a protein of 757 amino acids. The transcript has 12 exons. Gene Ontology annotation, biological process: trehalose catabolic process.